AAAAGAAAACAGUUUUCCAGGCCAACGUGAUCUGAAGUGUAGAAUCACACAUUCAAAAACUUGAUUCAUCCCUAAGGAGUAUUAAAUAUAAUAACUCAUAUCAAACUAUCAUUGUGGAUGGCGAUGCUGUGAGCAGGAAGUCGAUUUCUCAACAAAUCUGAAGAAGCCUCUGAAUGAACACUGUUGCUGUGUAACCGUCUCUGACCGUCACAACAUGCUAACAGCUCAAUUUCCAGGCAGCAGAGAGACGAUAUUCUACAGUAAGAUAUUCCUGGAUGAUUCCAUCAAUUGUUGAUAAGAACUGCUAAUCCACCUCCUUUGCUUUUGCCGCUCCUCUUUAAAUCUGUGGCCCGAUGCUGUACAUCCCACAGUAAAAAAUCCAGGCAGAGAGACGUUGGAGUCGGAAUUGGUUUGAACUUCCUUCUCUCUCUGCUCUGUAUCCAUGAAGCCUUUCCAACUCCUCUGCCAUCUGGGGUCACAGUUCACAUAUUAUUUGAGCUUUUGUGAUGCAAAUCAGCUAGUUGUAAAAAAAAAACAAAAAACUAAACUUGUUACCAUGGUUACACAUCAUUUCAACUGUCCAAAAGUAAAAACGUCAGAGCGGAAAUCCUCCCUUUGCACAGCAUCCAAAACCAGAGGGAAUAGCGGCCUCAACCAAAAACAUGAUAAACCAAAAGUGAACUCUGAUAUCCUACUGCAUAAAACAAACAGCAUUUCAGGAAAGGAACAUCCCAGUCAAACAUGGUGGCGGUGGUGUGAUGCUGCGGGCUUUGUUUCUGUUCUGUCAAAUAGAUUCUAAUCUCUAGCAGAAAAUCCAGACGAAGACUGUCUGCUUUCUGAGUGGCCUAGUUAAAGCUCUGGUUUAAUCUGAACGCUGUAUUUACUCAGAUAAAGAGCAGAGCAGCAUGAGUCUCAUUGGAGAGGAGAGGAGCAUCCCCGGUAUUGAACGCGCAGCGUGAUCGCGCACGCACAGUACGUGCCGUGUCGUGUCGUGUCGCCCCGUGGCGGGUAUAAACCGGCUGCGUCAAGCCCACACCGCGACGACAGACAGUAACUGCCUCCAACCAACCAACCCGCUCUGAGCUCGCAUCACACACGGACACGCGCCCGCGCACGCCGACGCACACACACACAUAAAAAGGUGGCGGCGGCGCUCAGAGCUCCAGAGCGGGCUGGAACGGGUCCCUCAUAUUCCCUUCAUACUUCCAUCUAUUUUUAUAUGCACUAACUCCGCCAUUAUGCUGUGGACAGCGACUCAAGUCUUAAGGAAAUUCUCCACCUCUUCCCAUUACUACCAGAAUAAGCUAAAACUGGCCAUUAUUGGUCAGAGUCUGUUUGGCCAAGAGGUGUACAGUAACCUGAGGAAGCAGGGUCACAAGGUUGUGGGUGUGUUCACAGUUCCUGACAAAGAUGGCAAGGCCGACCCCCUGGCUGUGGCAGCGGAGAAGGACGGGACGCCCGUGUUCAAAUUUACGAGGUGGCGCGUCAAAGGGCAGCCUGUCCCAGACGUGGUGGAUGCGUAUAAGUCGGUGGGCGCAGAGCUCAACGUCAUGCCCUUCUGCUCCCAGUUCAUCCCCAUGAACGUAAUCGACCAUCCCCGGCACGGCUCCAUCAUCUACCACCCGUCCAUCUUACCGCUGCACAGAGGAGCUUCUGCCAUCAACUGGACCCUUAUUCACGGUGACAAAAAAGCUGGCUUCAGCGUGUUCUGGGCCGACGACGGCCUGGACACGGGUCCCAUCCUGCUGCAGAGGGAAUGCAGUGUGGAGCCCAACGACACGGUGGACACGCUGUACAACCGCUUCCUCUUCCCAGAGGGCAUCAAAGCCAUGGUGGAGGCGGUGCAGCUCAUCGCUGAUGGAAAGGCGCCUCGAAUCCCCCAGACAGAGGAAGGAGCGAGUUACGAGGGCAUCCAGAAGAAAUCCAACUCCAGGGUGGACUGGGCCCAGCCAGCUGAGGCCAUCCACAACUGGAUCCGCGGCCAUGACAAAGUCCCCGGAGCGUGGACCGUCAUCGAUGGUCAGCCUGUGACCCUUUAUGGCUCGUCCAUGUUGGGGGGGUCGGUACCUGCCGGUCAGGCCUUGGAUAUUGAGGGGGCCUCCCAACCCGGCCUCGUCACCAAGUCUGGGCUGGUUCUGUAUGGAACCGAUGGGAACGCCCUCCUGGUCAAGAAUCUGCAGUUUGAAGACGGAAAGAUGAUUCCUGCUUCCAAGUAUUUCUCCUCAGGAGAAAGCUCCAGCGUGGAGCUGACCGACAACGAGAAGAAGAUGGCUGAGGAAAUCAAGAACAUCUGGAAGGGAAUCCUCAGCAAUGUGGGCACCAUCGAGGAAACGACAGACUUCUUCAAGUCCGGAGCCGCUUCCAUGGACGUUGUUAGGUUAGUGGAGGAGGUCAAGCAGAAGUGUGCAGGCGUCCAGCUGCAAAACGAGGACGUGUACAUGGCCACCACCUUCCAUGACUUCAUCCAGAUGUUCGUCCGCAAGCUCCGAGGGGAGGACCAGGAGGAGGAGCUGGUCGUCGACUACGCAACCAGAGAAGUGAACAACAUGAUGGUGAACAUGCCGUACCAGUGCUUCAUCGACGGAAAGUUUGAGGAUGCAGAAAAUGGCAAGAGCUACGACACCAUUAAUCCAACCGAUGGAUCUGUGAUCUGUAAGGUGUCGUAUGCAUCAGUGGCAGAUGUGGACCGUGCUGUGGCUGCUGCUAAAGAAGCUUUUGAUUUUGGGCCAUGGGGCAGGAUGAACCCCAGAGACAGAGGAAGCCUGCUCUAUAAGCUUGCCGACCUGAUGGAGGAACACCAGGAGGAGCUGGCCACUAUUGAGUCCAUUGACUCAGGAGCCGUUUACACGCUCGCCCUGAAGACACACGUGGGCAUGUCCAUCCAGACCUUCCGCUACUUUGCAGGCUGGUGUGACAAAAUCCAGGGCAAGACGAUCCCCAUCAACCAAGCCAGACCCAACCGGAACCUGACCUUCACCAAGAAAGAACCUCUGGGAGUUUGUGCCAUAGUUAUUCCAUGGAACUACCCUCUGAUGAUGCUGGCCUGGAAGAGCGCAGCCUGUCUGGCAGCUGGAAACACACUGGUCCUUAAACCUGCUCAGGUAACUCCUCUGACCGCUCUGAAGUUUGCUGAGCUUUCUGUGAAAGCCGGAAUCCCAAAAGGAGUCAUCAAUAUUCUGCCAGGCUCAGGCGGCAUGGUGGGUCAGAGACUCUCUGACCACCCGGACAUCCGCAAGCUGGGCUUCACCGGCUCCACUCCAAUCGGCAAACAGAUCAUGAAGAGCUGUGCGCUCAGCAACCUGAAGAAAGUUUCUCUGGAGCUGGGGGGAAAAUCUCCCCUCAUCAUCUUCAGCGACUGCGACAUGGACAAGGCGGUUCGCAUGGGCAUGAGUUCAGUGUUUUUCAACAAAGGGGAGAACUGCAUUGCUGCUGGACGCCUGUUUGUGGAGGAGUCCAUCCAUGAUGAGUACAUCAGCCGAGUGGUAGAGGAGAUCAAGAAGAUGAAGAUUGGAGACCCUCUGGACCGCUCCACAGACCACGGUCCCCAAAACCACAAAGCUCACCUGGACAAACUGCUGGAGUACUGCGAGACAGGAGUGAAGGAAGGAGCCACACUGGUGUAUGGAGGCAAACAAGUUGACAGGCCAGGUUUCUUCAUGGAACCCACUGUGUUCACUGAUGUAGAGGACCACAUGUUCAUUGCUAAAGAGGAGUCCUUUGGUCCUGUCAUGGUUGUGUCCAAAUUCAAAGAUGGCGAUGUGGACGGUGUGCUUCAGAGAGCCAAUGACACAGAGUAUGGCCUGGCCUCAGGCGUGUUCACGCGGGACAUCAGCAAAGCCAUGUAUGUCAGCGAGCGACUGGAGGCUGGAACCGUGUUCAUAAACACCUACAACAAGACCGAUGUCGCCUCGCCUUUUGGAGGCUUCAAGCAGUCAGGCUUCGGCAAAGACCUCGGAGAGGACGCCCUCUUGGAAUACCUCAAAACCAAAGCAGUGACUGUGGAGUACUGAGCCUCCAGAUUUUACAAUGAACUCCGACUCACUUCCUGAAAGAAAAGGAACUCGUGCAUUUUCACCUAGACUGUACCAGCAGCUACAGAGAACUCCGUUGUUCUUCUGGGCCACUUGAGCUUUCUUGGAAAUAUUACACAUAUCUUGAACAAAUUUAAGGUUUUUUGUUAUUGUUUUAUACAUGUGAACUUGCAUUCAAGGUCUUAUAUUGAUGCCACCCCACCUGUGGGAAGCAAAUCUUUGGUUGUUUGCAAAAUUGAGGUUCUUCAGGGUUAAGCAAUGGAGAAAGAAGAAAAUACUGUGAGCUUAAAGACAUCACUCCUUACAAUGUUUGGCCUUUCUCAGCAUCAUGAACUUGUAAAGCUGCCUUCAGUUUUCUCAUUGUACCGUUUCUUUACCCUGUUUCACGGUAUGAAGAGCCAAAAUGGAGACUAUUGCCCACCCAAUGGUGGCUAUUCCUUGUCACAGGAGACGAUAUUCAUUCCAAAGCCUGCUACUGAAAUGAGAAGGAGAGUACUCACUUGUGUUAGCAUUGGAAAGGCUAGUGACUAGCAUGUCCAGGCUGCUCAUCCAUUGGAUUUCCUACUCCCUCUGCUGUCAUAGGCUGGUGUUAACAUUUGAGAAGCUAACGUCAACCUCUGGUCUAGAAACCUACAUUUUUUUCUUUUUACAGCAAAACUUUAAGAAACACAGUUGACAUACAAUAUCAGUAAACGGUAUGCUCGGGACGAUACCUCUCAGUUAUGCGAAGUUCACACAAGAAGAUUUUUAUGCAGAUUUUUGGCCCAAUUUCCCCCUUCUGACAAUCUUAAGUACUACCUGAUUAAUAAGAAGUAUUCCUACCAUGUGUGAUGUGCUAAGAGUGAAUGUAGUCCAUUCGGAAGGACAUCGGAAUCGCUCCCAACUAAAAUCGGGAAUAUUCAACAUGUUGGAUUGUCUUGGCCCGAUGUCGCAAAGCUGUGUGUGGUGUUCCCUGAGGACAAACAACAGACAACACUGUCUUCAAUAACUCUUUGAAGAAUCUAAAUUAAAGAGUUGAAUCAACAUUUAAUUUCCCUUUGGGAUUAAUAAAAUAUUUUUGAAUUUGAAACCAGAACGCAGCCUGUUGAAUGUGACAUGGAACUCAGAAUGCGAAGCUACGGAAACAUGGAAUUCUAAAUAAAAAAGACAAAACCAGAAAGACCAGUGGAUGUCAGAAAUGAUUUUUUUUGUAUAGUUUUUUCUCUGUUAAACAUAAUCCAUCGCCGUUGCUUCUUCCCAGGCAGCCAUGUUUGUUUACUCUGAACUCAUGUUUGGUCUCGAAAGGUUUUGCAAGAUUUCCCGUCCGACAUCUGAAUGUUGUUAACUGAAAUCAGCUCACGUGUGGUGUGUUGCUCCUGGCCUGCGGCUCGACACCACACACACUGUACGGCCAAACCUGUUAUACAUGCGACAAGGAAGUAGACACUACUGGGUUUGCAAUAGUCUUAAUUUUGGUCCCAGUAAUGGGUCAUAGUGUCAAAGGAAGCCUUUGAGCUGUUGUAUGUUACAGCAGAAACUGAACAGUUCUUCACUCUUGGACAAAGUGAAUGUUUUUAUGAUCCCGUGUGUCUGUAUGCAUUUUUAGUCAAAUACAGCCAAUUCUACACUGGGUUGAACUAAACAAACUUGCCAGGUAGGGAAGUUCCAAGUUAUUUAACUAUAAGCAUUUGUCCAUAGUUCUGUGAAAUAAACUCUGUCUUCACAGUAGUAAUGGUU
This is a messenger RNA of Xiphophorus hellerii (green swordtail), 5747 nucleotides long. RefSeq names its product aldehyde dehydrogenase 1 family, member L2 (gene aldh1l2). Gene Ontology annotation, molecular function: formyltetrahydrofolate dehydrogenase activity; oxidoreductase activity, acting on the aldehyde or oxo group of donors, NAD or NADP as acceptor. Gene Ontology annotation, cellular component: cytoplasm. Bases 1239 to 4010 code for a protein of 923 amino acids. The record is from RefSeq and is a predicted model, not a curated record. Gene Ontology annotation, biological process: biosynthetic process; 10-formyltetrahydrofolate catabolic process; one-carbon metabolic process. Lineage: Eukaryota; Metazoa; Chordata; Actinopteri; Cyprinodontiformes; Poeciliidae. The transcript is spliced from 23 exons.